CUUGGGAUAGGGUUGCGAUAACACGUGUCUAACCCCCAAUGGGUCUAUGUGUUUAAUUCAUAAUAAAUAUAGAAAUUUCAUAUGUAAAUUGAGUAUACAACCAUUGCAUUUGAAAACAAUUUUUCAUUAAAGAAAGAAACAAGAAAAAAAAAUUUUUGAACAAAAAAUUGAAAAUUUUAUUUUAAUAAAAUAUGUGUAAUAUAUGGUAGAAGAGACAUGUCAUUCAAUUAACAUUACCAACAAACAAAUUUAAAUUUUCAUUCAUAAAUUACGGAAAGUCUGUUACGGUUAAUUGUUGGAACAUUUGAAAUAUUUUUGGAAAAAAAUGAACUAAAAAAAAGGAUUUUUACAAUUAAUCAGUCGGGCCCAAUACAAUAAAAUAUUAUUGAAAACAAUAUCCGAAUUAAUGAUGUGGGGGUGUUUGUGAAUUAUCAUCAACCAACCAUCCUGUACAUUAAUAUUUGAUUCUGAUGGAUAUUCGAUGUUGAUAUUUGUAUGAAACAGAAAAAAGCGACUAUUGCGGAAAGGUGCAUCGACAUUCAGCUUGUCGUAUGGAAGAACCGGAGUCAAUUGCAAUUGUAUAAUCUUCGUUCUAAUAAAUUUUAAAAGUCAACCAUCCGUAAAAUCAGUUGAUAUUCAAAAUUCGUAAAAGAAGUGAUGCCCGGACGGGUUUCAGUGUUGGUAAACGGUUUUGUGAAGAUGAAUAAAAUAAACCGCGGUGUUGUCGAUAAAAAUGCAAUGAGAAUUUCAGUGUAACUCGACGACCAAAGAAAAUGAUCAAAGUGUUUUGUAUUCUAUUUGAACACCAAAAAAGUUCUUUAAUUUUUCAUUAUAAUUUUAAUUAGCUAGAGAAACAAAAACCCUACCGUCGAAGUGAAUGUGUGUUGCUUAUUUCUGUAGACGGAAGCCUUAUUGAAAAAAGUGAAUAGUCGGUAACAAUUUGGUGCCCAUACUGAAUACCAGCCAUUUUGUAAGGCGCUCCAAUGCGCUGGUCACAAAUAGUUUUGUAUAAGGAAAACCAAAGCAGAAAUUCACAUUUCAAAAUGGUACCACCUUAAGUUGGAAAUGAAACCCAAAAAUGAAAUUGUAAAAAUGGUUUGAAUAUUGUGCUCUAGUGUCCAUUUCGUAAAAGCGCGAUUCAACACACAUAAACCGCAACAUCUUCACCAAACAUACAACACCAAUAAUAAUGAAUAAUGUAACUGAAUACUAUUGGGAUAUUUCACAGUUGUUUACGCUCGACAAUAAAUCAUUUUACAACACAACGGACGACUUGUACUUUAUCGAAAAAAAUUGCUGUACAACCACCACUGAACCGAACUUUUCGAAAUACCUGGAAGCAUUGCCAAAUGAUCGCAUUGGACUGUUGGCAUUUUUAUUCCUAUUUUCAUUUGCGACCGUCUUCGGUAACUCGUUGGUGAUAUUGGCAGUUAUUCGGGAACGAUAUCUUCACACCUCGACCAAUUUGUUUGUGACCAGCUUAGCGGUAGCUGAUUGUCUAGUCGGAUUGGUUGUUAUGCCAUUUUCAGCAUUAUACGAAGUAUUAGAAAAUACAUGGUUUUUCGGAACGGAUUGGUGUGAUAUAUGGCGGUCGUUAGAUGUUUUAUUCAGCACAGCGUCUAUUUUGAAUUUAUGUGUAAUUUCAUUGGAUCGAUAUUGGGCGAUAACGGACCCAUUUUCUUAUCCAAUGCGGAUGACGAGAAAGAAAGCCGCAGCUCUCAUCGGCGUCGUGUGGGUAUGUUCUGGUGCUAUAAGUUUUCCGGCUAUCGUUUGGUGGCGCGCCGCCAGAGAAGGUGACAUGCCCGCAUACAAGUGUACAUUUACAGAGCACUUAGGAUAUUUAGUCUUCUCGUCGACAAUAUCAUUUUAUCUUCCUCUACUCGUUAUGGUGUUCACUUAUUGUCGCAUCUACCGGGCAGCGGUUGUGCAAACGCGAUCUCUGAAACUCGGAACGAAACAAGUGCUAAUGGCUUCAGGUGAAUUACAAUUAACAUUACGCAUACAUCGUGGUGGUACCACAAGAGAAGGCCACCAUCAUCAUCAUUCGGCAACGGCAACAUCCACACCAGAAGAUCCCGAAGAAGAACCAUUAUCGGCCUUGCACAACAACGGAUUGGCUGUAGCAAGGCAUCGGCAUAUGGGGAAAAAUUUCUCACUUUCAAGAAAGCUCGCAAAAUUUGCAAAAGAGAAAAAGGCGGCAAAAACUUUAGGCAUCGUGAUGGGUGUUUUCAUAAUUUGUUGGCUUCCAUUUUUUGUUGUGAAUUUAUUGUCGGGAUUUUGUAUACAGUGUAUAGAACAUGAAGAAAUUGUAUCGGCUGUCGUUACGUGGCUGGGAUGGAUAAAUUCGAGUAUGAAUCCAGUAAUAUAUGCUUGUUGGAGUCGAGAUUUCAGAAGAGCCUUCGUUAGAAUAUUAUGUGUGUGCUGUCCUAGGAAAGUAAGAAGAAAAUAUCAGCCAACCAUGCGAUCGAAAUCACAGAGAUUCGCAUCAAGGAGAUGUUAUUCAACGUGUUCCUUACAUGGCAUUCAACAAGUUCGACAAAAUUCGUGCGAACAGACAUACAUAUAAUAGUCCAGCUAAAUAAACUCUCUCGCAACCACAAAAAGAUGAAAGUUUAAAUUGCGCGGUGAUAAUCAUUUUUUGAAACAUACUAAAACACUGAUGAAAUGAUGACGACACGCAACAUAUUGUUAUAUAUAAUAAGUUCAGCCUUGUUUUAAAAAAGAAAAAGAAAAUCCAUUUAUGGAGACUGUUUAUAUGUAUCAUAGUGAAGUUAACUCGAUUUGCUUUUAUUAACGAAACUUAACCGAAACACACUUCAUGUAAUAUUUUUCUUGAUAUUACCCAUCGAAAUAGAAUCUUCCAGCCGUCAGGUAUGUACCAAAGAAAACCAAUAAAAUCCAAUAAAUUAACCAGUCCAAUUUGCAAGCAACAUUGGCACAUAUCACCCUAUCUCUACUAAAGUUUCACUAUUGUAAUUUUCUCGCAAUUUACCUAAUUCUCACCACUUU
Bradysia coprophila is the source of this 3009-nucleotide messenger RNA. It is a transcript of the gene Dop1R2, whose product is annotated as dopamine receptor 2. Gene Ontology annotation, biological process: positive regulation of MAPK cascade; adenylate cyclase-activating adrenergic receptor signaling pathway. Lineage: Eukaryota; Metazoa; Arthropoda; Insecta; Diptera; Sciaridae. Gene Ontology annotation, molecular function: adrenergic receptor activity. The record is from RefSeq and is a predicted model, not a curated record. Gene Ontology annotation, cellular component: plasma membrane.